AAUGCAUCAUUGCACGGGAGUGUCAGCCUGCAGUCGUGUUUGCCAUCAAAAUCACAAUAUGCAGCCCCGUAACAACGGGAUAUGCGAUAAAAUCGAGAAUUAUAUAUCUGAACUAAGCCAGUGGUCAGUAUGGAGAACUAUAAUUCUCGGUCAGUUCCUGUCGAUAGUUCUCUACUGGAUGACGCAGUUGAAUCAUCACAUAAAUACGGUGUCCCUCCCGAAGCUUGCGAUACCCACAGGACAAAAUAUGCCGCACUAUGCAAUGAUGUGCCUGGUGUAUACGACGUGGAUGUCCUGCAGAGGUGCAGGCAAUGGACUUUUCUCCGUCCUAAAAUCCCGGGGCUGGCGGUACCUACUGCUUGCCCUCAUAGAUGUUGAGGCAAAUACACUUAUAACUUCCUCUCAUCAGUUUACAAGCCUCGCCAGCAUUCAGUUGCUGGAUUGUGUGGCAAUUCCCGUUGCACUCGCACUCUCGUGUCUUGUGCUUGGCGUGAGAUAUCGAAUUGUUCACAUUGUGGGAAUCUCCGUCUGCCUCAUGGGAGUUGGAUGUCUUGUGUGGGCUGGAAUCGAUGACAAUAAGGAUCUUGGUGUUAAUGCAAAAAAUCAACUCGUCGGUGACAUGCUAUGCCUAGGUGGAGCAGUCCUUUUUUCAGUGACAACAGUCCUCCAGGAAUUGGCAGUAAAAAGCGUCGACAUAAUUGAAUAUCUCGGAAUGAUUGGAUUCUUUGGGACCAUUUUGAGUUGCAUUCAAAUCGGGGUAUUGGAGAGACUUCAAAUCGAAUCAGCCACCUGGAGCACAGCAACGCCAGUCGUCAUUACUGCCCUAGUAUUUUAUUGCAUCACUCAAUUCGUAUUCUUCUCCCUCGUUCCUGUUAUUCUCUUCGAGUCUGGCGCAACGGCAUUACAAUUGGCCCUUCUCACUGCGGAUUUUUUCAAUGUUCUUAUUGGGAUGCUGGCCCAUCAAUACAAGUUUCACACACUGUACUUCCUCUCUUACACAUUGACAAUGACUGGAAUAUUCAUUUACGCUAUCAAGAGAACCCCAAUGUCUUCAGGCUCGAGGAGACAGCAGCACCUCGAGACGCCAGCUCCAGAUUACAGACGAAUGUCUCACCCGGACGGUGGUGAGGUGGAGAUGGCAACGAGCUCGGGUAUGUCAGCAGUCAGUGGUACCCUGGAUGUAUUGGACAUCAAAGCAUCCUCGACACUGGGCAGCGAGCGAGAGACCAUGGAUGCAACGAGUCUCCCAUUGAGUGUGAGCUCCGACACAGCUUUCACGUCAUUCUAUGGCAGUCAGGCCAAUUUGUAAAAUAAUUCAUCCCAAAAUAAACUAUUAAAUUUCCAUUUGAAGAAUAGAAAAGGACGAAGAGGAUGCAACAAUGAAUCCCAGUGAUUCGCAUCCCAUUUCUUCCCUCUUCUCGCCGAGAGAAAAAAAUCAAAUGAAAAAAAUGAGUCAAAGUAGAUAGCAUACUCUGAACAAAACGUGGACCACGUUGUGCGAGAGGAGUAAUUUCAAGUUCUUCCUAGAAUAAUAAUGUGCGGCCUAGAACCGCCGAUAGGUAUGUCUUCGCGUAAGGAAAAACAAGUUUUUCUCUAUAAGAGAAACUUUGGAAAAUUUAUAACGAAGAAUAACAAUAAUUGUUAACGAUGAAAAUGUUUUCUUUGUAAACUGAGAAAAUGAUUUCUCUCGUCUUCUAGUCGAUCCGUGAUAUACGUAAAUGAAUCGUGCCAGUAUUUAAAUGACAAAGAGCACAUAAAGUUAGUGCAUAAGUUAUUGAUAUAUGACGACUUGUCUAUCUGUUCUAUUAUAAACAUUUUUAUUUUCGAUAUACUUGAGCUUUCUCAACUAUCGAGAGGGCUGCUAUUCGACUGAGACAAAUAAUGUGCCAAAUAUUCCUUUCAAUCGUUUAUUCAGAACUGUUAGAAUUACUUUACAUAGAUUACACAAAGUUUGUAAUAUAUUUUCUGAUAUAUUAUUUUCAUUUCAAUUUUUUCUAAUGAAAAUAAAUCGAGUUAAACGAAGAGAAUAUAUUGGAAAAACUGAGGCAAGGUAAUGUUAACUUAUCAACACUGACUCAUUCAUACUUUUUAUUGCUCAAUCAAAAAAUUUAAAAAAAAAUACGGACAUGUAAUUUAGAAAAAAGUGUUUCAUGGUCUACCAGUCUUUCUUUAUACACUUUGUUACAUUACUUAAAAAAUAAACUCAUAAUAAAUUCAUAAAUCUAGUAAAAAUUUCUAGAGGAAGAAAGUGAAGA
Messenger RNA from Diachasma alloeum, 2255 nucleotides. RefSeq names its product solute carrier family 35 member F2. Bases 2 to 1309 code for a protein of 435 amino acids. The record is from RefSeq and is a predicted model, not a curated record. The transcript is spliced from 8 exons. Gene Ontology annotation, cellular component: membrane. Gene Ontology annotation, biological process: transmembrane transport. Gene Ontology annotation, molecular function: transmembrane transporter activity. Lineage: Eukaryota; Metazoa; Arthropoda; Insecta; Hymenoptera; Braconidae.